This is a messenger RNA of Racocetra persica, 235 nucleotides long. The record is from the annotation of a GenBank genome assembly. Lineage: Eukaryota; Fungi; Glomeromycota; Glomeromycetes; Diversisporales; Gigasporaceae.
GAUAAUUUAUCAGCUAUAAGCGAAUCAGUUGAAGAAGAUAAUGGUGUAUUCGAUGAUUUAAUUAAUACAACUAAAAAGGUACUUGCACUUUUAGAAGAGCAAAAAUUAGCUGGUAACGUAAAAUGGUGCAAAGCAAUAAAAAAAUCCUUCGAUCCUGUCACUAAAUUAGUUGAAGACGUUGAAAAAUAUAAAAGAAAAAGGACUAUGCCAUUAACAUGGAAGGGUCAUACAGAUA